Cloeon dipterum is the source of this 2056-nucleotide messenger RNA. RefSeq lists its product as uncharacterized. Gene Ontology annotation, biological process: neurogenesis. Gene Ontology annotation, cellular component: cytosol. Gene Ontology annotation, molecular function: protein binding. The transcript is spliced from 7 exons. Lineage: Eukaryota; Metazoa; Arthropoda; Insecta; Ephemeroptera; Baetidae. The record is from RefSeq and is a predicted model, not a curated record. Bases 119 to 1798 code for a protein of 559 amino acids.
GCGCAAGGUCGGCAGCAAUGAUCUGCGGACUCGCCGCUGACGUUUCAUCCAUAUCACAUAGCCGAAGGCAAAAAAAUCGUACUCUAACUCUCGCCAAGCACAUUCACUUUUAGGCGAUAUGACGCCGGAUAGACUCAUCUCUCUGUAUUUCGUUUUGCUUGUUCUACUCAUCGCCCAUGAACUUCGUUCAGAGUGUGGGAAGCUACCUAAAUCAGAAGCAGCAGGACAAAAGAAUGUAGAGGCGAAGAUUAAAAGUGCUGAUUUGAAGGCCAAUAAUGUGACAACGAAUGACUCUGUGCCAAACAUUGACCGUCUGGUCCAACAGUUCAACGCCAAAAUGCAAAAUAUGACUGGAGAAAACGAACCUAAUUGGCGUGCCGGGAAAUCAUCACUGGCCGAAAAAAUGAGGUAUAUGUUAAAGACGAAAAGAAUGACUGAUUCCAGCCUAAUUGUAGGCCCAAACGAAAAUACUAGGACGUUUGAGGCGCACUCUGUCGUUUUGGCAGCAGCAAGUCCCAUAUUUGAGUAUGCCCUGUCAGAGAGCCGGAGCCUGCGGAUUCAAGGAUGGCUGCCCGACGAGUUUGAAAAAUUCCUCAAUUUUGUGUAUUCGGAAAAUCUCUGCUUCGAUGGAUUCGACGAGGCGUGCACUCUGCUGUAUCACGCUGCAAAUUGGAAAAUAGAAGGGGCGAAGGAUGAGGCUCGGAAGUUUAUCUACCUAAACAUGUACCCCGACUACAUUUGGGACGCGUUUUACUGCGCUAAGAAAGCUCAAGAUGAAGUAAUUCAGGAGUUCGCGAGUGAGCUCAUCAGCGAAUUCUCGUCGCAGACCCUAAAAGAUCGUAAGCUCAACGAUCUUUCGAAAACAGACUUGGCGAAUUUGCUGGCUCAAGAUGACCUCAACGUGCAGUCCGAGGUUGAGGUUUUCGAGGCCGUCGCUCGCUGGGGAUUGAUGCAAGUGAUCAACAGCGGCAAAACACCCACGACCCCGGAGCUGAUAAGAGAAAAAAUCGGCCCUGACGUCUUCAGGCAAAUCCGUUUUCUCACCAUGACAGGCACCGAGUUCGCCAGAACGCACACGAGCACACAAUUAUUGAGUUAUGAGGAGGGUCUCGCGGUUUUGCUCAAUAUUAAUAGUCCCGGAUCGAUCCAGUUGCCAAAUACCGUGUGCAACAUCACUAAAAAGAGAGAAUUCAAAAAGGACUUGAGGAAGACGUUUAUUACUUUGGGCUCGAGCAAAUCGAAAUGUGCGGAUGACGGCUCUAAUUAUUCACCUGACACUUUGGACUUGUUCACUGUUUCGAUUAUUCCAAACGCUGACGAGUGGCAACUUGUCGGAAUACAAAUCCCAAAAAGCUUAGAAGCCACGGCGAACUGCACGAUUUCAGAAAGCUUCGACGUCUUGAUUUUGGACCUUGAUAACCGCACUGUGGACAAAUUUUCUUACAAUUACAUUAUUCCCUCUUGCAGCACUCUAAGGGUGAAAUCAGAUUUGCCACCUGGCCGCAUAUUUGCUGUAAAUGAUAGCGAGGUUAUGAAUGUCAAGUUUGAAAGAACGGUAAAAAUUCCAUCAGUCAAAACCGUCAAAGGCCCGGAAAGAUACAGAAUUAAAAUCGUGUUUAAGGAAGCAAGGACGUAUCCUGUUUUUGUUGACGCUGGCACGAAAAUGAAAGCUAAAGACAGUAACGAGAUGAAAUACGAGUUGUACAGCAGUACUUUUGAUUUUGAAGGAGAUAAGACGAGCAAGUACCGUCUGUUGCAAAACCCGCAGUUUGUUUACGCACUCAUUACAAAAAGUUAAAAGUGCUCAUCAUAGCACAAAAUUUGGAUAAAUUAAUUUGUAUUUUGAAUGACAUUAACUUGGACAAUGAUGGCAAGCGCUUUUAAGUGGUAAAUUACUUGCUAAACGUUUUCGACUGGCAAAAGAAAAUGAAUAUUUUUGGAUUUUUACUUACAUGAAAAUACCUUUAUUGAAGAAUGAGACCUUUGAAUUUCCGUUUUAAAUGUUUUAUGACCCAAAUAAUUAAAUGCCUCACAACUAAAUGUGUAUGACAAUAAA